CUUAUCAUUCUUAUCUCUUAUAGUCUUUUAUAUCACGAGUAUAAGAAGAUUAUAAAAAUCUAUUAUUUAUUUUUUUGUUAUUUUUCAAUUUUUGUUUACAAUAAACUCGAUAAAGGUUAUAUAGUAAUAUAUACAAAAUGUCAGCUCUAGCAUCAUUGACGGCCAAUUAUACUGAUUCUGAAGAUGAAGGUACUACACCCAGUCAGCGUAAACAUAUCGAAGAACAUGUAUCUAUUUCAAAUGAAUUACCCCAAGAACAUAAUCCACCACAACCACAACUACAAAUACCAAAUUCAGCUCCUGCCGUCACUAACCCAGAAGUUACUAAUAAUCUAGUAUCAUAUUUUGAAGAUCAUGAUAUUGUUAUGUCAGAUGAAGAAAUUGAUCGAAGGUCAGAUAUAGAUGAAGAAGAUAUUUUACCUCCAGAACCGCAAGGUAGGUGCUCUAAAGAGUUGCAAGAUAAAAUUGCGAGAUUACACGAAAAAAUGGAAAAAGAAGGCAUGAAUAUGAAUUUUUUGAUACAGAAGAGAAAAGAUUUCCGUAAUCCCAGCAUAUAUGAAAAACUUUUACAAUUUUGUAAUAUUAACGAAUUAGGUACAAACUAUCCACCACAUUUGUAUGAUCCUCUCAGGUGGGGUAAAGAAUCAUUUUACGAAGAAUUGGGUCGCUUACAAAAAGAAGAUAUGGAAAAGAGACAAAAAGAAAGAAAGGAGAAAACAAAAGUAAGUAAUCGUGUAAAAAUCAUGUUUUUCAUUCAAUCAAUUUUCUAAAUAUUAGUUUUUUGAAUAUUUCUUAUUAAUUGUGAUUAUUAAUAGGUUGAAGUUGUUUCUGGUACAAAAAAGCCUUCAGUCAGUGUUUCAAACAUAGUAUCACACAAAUCAGAUGAUAAAAAAACUAAAUGGGACUUGACAACAUUAGCAACUGGUACCAAAGGAACAAUUAUUUCAGCUUUUGGUUCAUUGGCAAAAAAGCAAAAGCUAGAUAUUCAUUAAAACAAGUCUGCAUAUGUAAAUUAAUAUAAAUAUUAUUUACCUUAGAAUUAUGACACUAGAUUUUUUUUUUUUUUUAUAUAUAAUAAAACAAAAUAAAAACACUGUAUUUUAGUUUUUAAUGUACUUAAUAAUAAUGUUAUUUCUUUAAAGUACAUUUCUACUGUUGUACAUAUUAAACUAUAUAUAUAAAUAAUAUUAUUGUAAAAUUGUAUUUAAGCAAACUUUAAUGGAACAAUGAUAAUAGAUUAAUAAACUAUAUUAUUUUUAUUUAUUUUGAUAUAAAAGAUAAAGAAUUAGUAGAAGGGUAUCAUACAUUGGUAUUAAUGUAUACUUAUAUAUUAUAUAAGGUAUGAAAAUUGUAUGCUAUAAAUAAUAUUAAAUUUAUCUUACAUAGCAGUAGCAACAACAACAACAACAAUAACAACAAAGCCUAUAACUAUUUAAUUUUAAUAAUUAAACAAAUUUUUUCAGCAUUUAAAAAAUAGUAAUUUUGUUACAUAAUAUGAAUACAGCAGUUAAAAAAUUCUUAUAAUUUAUUAUUUCGCAAAUAUUUUACAUAAUUUCUCAACUUUUAUUUUACGACAACACUAACUUAAUAAUUGAUAACCCAUUUAAAUCAAUUAAUAGUUUUUUUUUAAAAAAAAAAAUAACAAUUAUAAACGUAUCUAAAUUCUUAUAUAUAUAUUUCACUUGUUACUAUUUUAUUACUGUUUGGUAAUAAAGUUAAAAAAAUCAGUGUGGCACUUGAGAUUGGCAAAUUAAACAAAGGUCUUGAAUUUGUGGGUGAAUGGUUAACAAACAUGGUAUUCACUUUCUAUAUCUUUAAUCGUAGAUCUUUUCAUCUGUGUAACUUUUAAUAUUACAAAUGUCGAUUCACUCAUGUACCAAGUGGCACUAAAUAGGUUAUAAAGUUAUAACAGCUGUUACUCCUUUUUUAAUGGGUAAGUGGUAUGUACUGUGUUUUGAAUAUGUAUUGUUUUAUUUUAUGAACGAUUUUAAAAGUACUCCAAAAUAGACACUCCUGCGAAUUCAAACUCUUGUAAUUAAAUUUUGAAUUACAAUGAUAAUUUAGAUAAUUAUCAGGACUAAGCAAGUUAAUCUUAACUUAAAUUUCAAAAAGCAUCAUUGGUAUCUUCUACGGUGUAACUAUAUGGCCAUACUUGGUCUAUAAUUAGCUGUGCAUUGAACAAGUUUAAAAUCGAUUCCUCUCCUUCACAAUCUAUCAAUUGUAUAUCCUCUUACCUCACUAGAAACCUUUAUUUAUUUUUAUUCCUACUCAUUUCACCUUCUACAGGCACAACCAACCUCUACAUAGGAUGUUGUGUCAGCGCAUCGUCUAAACUUGUUUAUUAUUCUCGAGUAAAUUUUUGUUACCUUGCCCAACGUCUCAAGGCGUUUGUUUAUUAUUAAAAUAAAAAAUAAAUAUAAUAAUUAUAUAAAUACAAGAGUACCUACCUAUAAAUAGAUAGGUAUGAUAGGUAUUUUUUUGAAGUGAUACCUAUAGGUUUUUACAUAAAAAUGACAAAUAUUCAACACCUAUAUUAUAAUACAAUACAGUCCUUAAUAUUAAUAAGUUUUAAAGUUAGCACGAAUCUAAUUCCAUACCUAAAUGUGGUUAAGGUUUAUUUGGAAAUAACACAGAUGAAAUUUGGAAUUAAUUUAAAUUCAACACUAUAGUCAAUAGCAUCUAAAAUGUCGGUAGGUUGAUAUAACAAUGAAACGUUAUAUCCAUAGACAUAUAAAUAUUUAUACGUCUAUGUUUAAGUCACCUAUUUUAGGUUAGUUUAGCGCCACUGCAUGCACGAAGUUAAGAUUGGAAGCAAAAUUUGCAAUGCUUUUAAUUCGCCUUUGGGAUAUUUGUUUUACUAAGAAAUCAAAAAUUAAUCGACUGGGGCUUCAUAAAAUUUAUAAUUUAACAUUGCAUUCCAUGAUAUUUCUAUAAAAAUAUCUAAUAAUAAUACUAAUAAUAAUGUGUCUGUACCAAUAUUUUUACAUUUAUAUUUGUAAAAAACAAAUUUUGACGACAAAUCACAGUAGUAUACCCGACACACUGGUCGAGAACCACAGAUCUAAACAACACUAUAUAGUUAACAGUCAACAAAUUAACACUAUGAAAUUAUAAAAUAUUAUUAUGUUAAUGACAUUAAUUUUUGUACAUGUCGCACAAGACUUUUUCCAUCGGUAUAUUGCCAAUGGUCCUUUGAAAAAAUAUCGCCUCGAUCCUGGCAGCCGGUACGUUUUUCAAUAGGGGUAACAUCAACAAAAGUCGACCAAAACGGACAGGUUGUCCGGGAUGCUGGUUUCUAGUGUGUUGACCGAGCAUGACGUGCGCUUGAUCCUGUAAAUUUUCAACCUGUAUCGGGUCUUUCAAUCCUCGAGUAUCUAGAACAACCGUGAAAAUCGGUACAUGAAAAUGCAAA
Messenger RNA from Cinara cedri, 3412 nucleotides. NCBI's taxonomy places the organism in Eukaryota, Metazoa, Arthropoda, Insecta, Hemiptera, Aphididae. The record is from the annotation of a GenBank genome assembly.